This is a messenger RNA of Carassius carassius (crucian carp), 4008 nucleotides long. RefSeq names its product DNA (cytosine-5)-methyltransferase 3A-like. Gene Ontology annotation, biological process: negative regulation of DNA-templated transcription. Bases 369 to 3302 code for a protein of 977 amino acids. The transcript has 23 exons. Lineage: Eukaryota; Metazoa; Chordata; Actinopteri; Cypriniformes; Cyprinidae. Gene Ontology annotation, molecular function: S-adenosylmethionine-dependent methyltransferase activity. Gene Ontology annotation, cellular component: cytoplasm; nucleus. The record is from RefSeq and is a predicted model, not a curated record.
UCUCACCGAAGCCUCGCUUUCGAUUUCAACAUGGUGGCUACGUGAAAUCAGCCGUGUAACGUGACCCAUACCUGACUGACUUUAGGACCCGCGCGGAGCUGCUGGAGCGCUGGCCUCUGCUGCAGUCAGCGUGAGCAGCGGAGCAUCCGGAGGAGAGCUGGCCGGCUGGGGAGGCGGUGGAGGACGGGGAGAGCGAAGCAGAAGGAGGAUCCGGGAGUCAGCGAAAACAAAAAAACAAAAAAGGGGUCAGGCCUGGAACUUGGCGAAGCGGGGGAUCCUAGAGAAGGAGGGUCAUCAUUUUAUCCCCUAUUUUUCUUCUUUUAUUUUCAUUUUCUUUUGCAUUGUAUUCAACAGUCACUCAUUUGGCGAUGCCGUCCAGCUCAGUUACCACCGCCGCCGCAUUCAAGAGCUCCGACAUCAACUGUGACACGAACGGAAAUCAAAUGAAUGAGAGCUCUAGAAUGGACACCAUGAUUAUUGAUGAGAUGCCUUCGCUCUGCACUCCUGUCCGCAAGGUUGGACGGCCUGGCCGCAAACGCAAGAACCUCCCCGUGGAGUGUUACGGGCCAGUAGAUCAGCUGGUGGGCGUGGCUAAGCAGGAAAAAGGAGUGGAGCUCCAGUCGUCUUUGCAGUCCCAGAAUGGAGAUGUUGAGAGGCAUGAGAACAAAUCGUGUGAAGGUCGCCACCCCACACUGGACAAGAAUGCUGCAGAAAACGGGCUCCCACGCCAGUCGGGCUGUCACGCCGAGUCGGCCUCUGAUUCAAGCCUGAGCCCAUCCCUGGAGAACGGAUUUGUCUCCAGCCAGGACUCCGAGAAAUAUGAAGAGGAGACACUGCCAACUCUGCCUCACAAGAAACGAGGGAGACGGAAACUGGAGCGGCCGACUAAAUACGUGGAGCACAAGGAGGACGAGGGUGGGGACUCUGCAAAGAAUGAGGGAGCUCGAGGGAGGCUUCGUGGGGGAGUGGGCUGGGAAGUCAGCCUCCGUCAAAGACCCAUGCCCAGAGUAACCUUCCAGGCCGGUGACCCUUAUUACAUUAGCAAGAGGACCAGGGAGGAGUUGCUGGCCAAGUGGAAGUUGGAGGCAGAGAAGAAGGCGAAACUGGUGAUGAACUCAAUGGAGGACCAUGGCGAGGUAGAGUCAGAGCCUCAAAAAGACAGCUCCAUAAUCAACGUCCCGCUACUCAUUUCUCCACCAACACUGCCAACGCAGCAGCAACCACCACAGCCUCAAGCUCAACCUCAGACCAACCUCAAACCCGAGCCUUCUCCCCAACAGCAACCUCCACCAUUCCAACAGCAGCAGCAGCCUACAGAUCCAGCCUCUCCAACUGUUGCCACCACCCCAGAGCCCGUAUCUAUAGGGGACAGAAACAAGACCUCACCCAAGUCCAUUGACACAGAGUUGGAGUACGAGGAUGGCCGAGGUUUCGGCAUUGGUGAGCUAGUCUGGGGAAAGUUACGAGGAUUCUCCUGGUGGCCUGGACGGAUCGUGUCCUGGUUAAUAACUGGACGCAGUCGGGCGGCUGAAGGAACUAGAUGGGUCAUGUGGUUCGGUGACUGCAAGUUUUCUGUGGUCUGUGUUGAGAAACUGUUGCCUUUAAGUUCCUUCCACAACGCCUUUCACCAGCCAACCUACAAUAAACAACCAAUGUACAAGAAAGCCAUUUUUGAGGUGCUACAGGUAGCUGGCACUAGAUCAGGCAAAAACUUCCUCAUGGUUACGGUGAGUGACGACACUGACCCUUCCAAGUUAGAAGACAUGCAAAUCAAAAAGAUGAUUGAAUGGGCCAUGACAGGAUUUCCACCCACAGGACCUAAAGGUCUAGAGCCGCCUGAAGAGGAGCGUAUCCCCUACAAGGAAGUAUAUCCAGAGAUGUGGGUGGAACCAGAGGCGGCGGCCUACACGCCCCCACCAGCUAAAAAGCCCCGCAAGAGCACAGCCACAGAGAAACCCAAGGUCAAAGACAUCAUCGACGAGCGGACUCGAGAGAGGCUUGUAUAUGAAGUUCGUCAGAAAUGUAGAAUCAUUGAAGACAUCUGCAUCUCCUGUGGCAGCCUUAAUGUUUCCCUUGAGCACCCACUCUUCAUUGGAGGAAUGUGCCAAAGCUGUAAGAACUGCUUCCUAGAAUGUGCGUAUCAGUACGAUGACGAUGGCUACCAGUCUUAUUGUACUAUCUGCUGUGGAGGGAGGGAAGUGCUCAUGUGCGGAAACAGUAACUGUUGCAGGUGUUUCUGUGUGGAAUGUGUGGAUCUGUUGGUGGGCCCCGGCGCGGCGCAGGCAGCUAUUAAAGAAGACCCAUGGAACUGCUAUAUGUGUGGGACAAAGCAUCAGUGCGGUCUGCUGGAGCGCCGGAUGGAUUGGCCUUGUAGACUGCAGCGCUUCUUUGGCAACAAUCAUGACCAGGAUUUUGCACCACCAAAGCUCUACCCUCCAGUUUUGGCAGAGAGGAGGAAACCCAUUCGUGUCCUGUCACUUUUUGAUGGGAUCGCAACAGGGCUGCUGGUUCUGAAGGAGCUGGGUAUCCAGGUGGAGCGUUACGUGGCCUCAGAAGUGUGCGAGGACUCCAUCACUGUGGGUCUCGUUCGGCACCAGGGGCGCAUCAUGUAUGUGGGUGAUGUGAGACAGGUCACCCGGAAAAACAUCCAUGAAUGGGGUCCUUUUGAUCUCGUCAUCGGUGGAAGCCCAUGCAAUGACUUGUCCAUAGUGAAUCCAGCAAGAAAAGGUCUCUACGAGGGCACGGGUCGACUCUUCUUCGAGUUUUACCGGCUGUUACAUGAGGCCCGACCUAAAGAGGGAGAUCACAGGCCGUUCUUCUGGCUCUUUGAGAAUGUGGUGGCCAUGGGGGUCAGCGACAAGAGGGACAUCUCUCGCUUUUUAGAGUGCAACCCAGUGAUGAUUGAUGCCAAGGAGGUGUCUGCUGCCCACAGAGCUCGCUACUUUUGGGGUAACCUGCCUGGCAUGAACAGACCAUUGGCUGCCAUGUUCAAUGAUAAACUGGACCUUCAAGACUGUUUGGAGCAUGGCAGGACAGCUAAGUUUGAUAAAGUGCGGACCAUCACAACUCGGUCUAAUUCUAUAAAGCAAGGCAAAGACCAGCACUUCCCUGUCUUCAUGGAUGACAAAGAGGACAUCCUGUGGUGCACUGAGAUGGAGAGGGUGUUCGGCUUCCCUGUCCAUUACACAGACGUGUCAAACAUGAGUCGUCUGGCCAGGCAGAGGCUGCUGGGAAGGUCUUGGAGCGUCCCGGUCAUCCGUCACUUGUUUGCACCACUCAAAGAGUAUUUCGCCUGCGUCUGAACACAAAUCCAGUACAGAUGAAAAAAAAAUUACAACCGAUGUUAUACCAAGAGCUUUGAAACCAAGCUCUCGUAUGUUAUCUGCAAGUUUGACAUCAGACAAAUUGUUGUUGUUGUUUUUUUCUUCUGGUUUGGAAUGAUUGACUCUGUUUAAUUCUAUUUAAUUUUUUUUAUUAUUAUUAAUUUUACUUUUUAGCAGUGUUAUCCAGUAUUUUAAUUGAUCUAUGUGUGCAAGCUAUACUUGAGACAAGGCCUCCUUUUAAGGCACUGAGAGACGAUGUAACAAUUCAAGGCAGAAACGAGAAAUUCAAUGAGACGCAAAUCGCAUUUAGUUCGCCCAAGCAUUUCGACUCCUUGAGUUUUUCAUCUGUAGGGUCGCCGAGCGAUCUAAUUCUCAUGGUGCACAUCUUUCCUCCAGCGUCGGAGCCUUGGUUAGAGCGGGGAAAAAAAGUCUAAGUUUCUCUUAGUGUCAGGGGAGCUCUGUCUUAACCAAUCCAAAACACCAGAUCACAAAUACCUCUUUGUUUACAGUUUCUAUACACAACUGAAGGUGAUAAAGGUACUACUGUAAUAGGUGACAAUAUGGUGCUUCAAGGUGGUGAAAAACAUUGCAACUCAUGUGGUGCUACUACUCGAAACAAGAUGGUGGGGUCACGUUUUGUACCGUCGCCAGGAAAACCGACUGAAACCUUAAAAAAAAUUAAAAA